GGUGGUCUCUGGACAGAAUGGGAGACCACUGCACCUUGCCCAACAGAGUGUGGAUCUUGCUCAAAGCGUUUUUCAACCAGGACCUGUCUUUCUUCGAGUAUCGGAAAAACAUGCACAGGAGAAUCCGUUCGUAAAAUCCUUUGCAACACCCACGUCUGCGUCUAUCCGGCUCAACGAACCUGCUGUAUUCCAUAUGUUCCAAUGACAAUUAACAAAACAUCUCAAUGUGGACCAUUACCAAAGGACAAACUAUUAUCGAGUGAGGCCCCAUGUUGCCCAAAGGAUGGUUUUUGGUCCCAAUGGAGUGGAUACAUACGUGAUGAGAGCGGAGGAUGGAAACGGUCACGAAAAUGUCUCUCCGAUUCAGCUGGUUGUCCAUGUGACAACCCAACUAAUAAUGUGGAGAUUAGCAAAGAAUGCCCCUGUAAGAAAAUGGUGGAUGUCACGAAUAUUGUAGCCACACUCAACGUCCAGUACAACGACACCAGUUGCACAGCAUUCCAAACCAUGGAGCACUACAAUGAUCAAAACAAAAAAGUUGUUCCUUGCAACCGUUGGGGAAACGGAAAAUACCUUUGGGCAAACCUCAUUCGAUACGUUCUUCCGAACAAUACAAGAAGGGAGGAACGAAUCCAGGACUGUGUUUCGAAUGGGCCAAAACAAGUGACUUUCUAUUGCGAUUUGGUUUCUGAGUACUGGCGAUUGGAUGCUAAUAACGAAGAAGUCGUCGGUUUCAACCAAAUCAACAUCAUUUAA
Molecule: messenger RNA, 756 nt
Organism: Caenorhabditis briggsae
Lineage: Eukaryota; Metazoa; Nematoda; Chromadorea; Rhabditida; Rhabditidae
Source: RefSeq, a predicted model, not a curated record